Molecule: messenger RNA, 1911 nt
Organism: Orycteropus afer afer
Lineage: Eukaryota; Metazoa; Chordata; Mammalia; Tubulidentata; Orycteropodidae
Source: RefSeq, a predicted model, not a curated record
AUGAACAUCUGCAACAAGCCCUCCAACAAGACGGCCCCCGAGAAGAGCGUGUGGACGGCGUCUGCUCAGGCCAGCGGGCCCUCCCCGGAGCUGCAGGGCCAGCGGUCGCGCCGGAACGGGUGGAGCUGGCCUCCUCACCCACUGCAGAUCGCGGCCUGGCUGCUGUACCUCUUCUUCGCCGUGGUCGGCUUUGGGAUCCUAAUGCCGCUUCUGCCUCAUCACUGGGUGCCUGCUGGCUAUGCUUGCAUGGGUGCCAUCUUUGCCGGCCACCUUGUGGUGCACCUGACUGCUGUCUCCAUCGAUCCAGCUGAUGCCAACGUGCGGGACAAGAGCUACACAGGGCCCCUGCCCCUCUUCAACCGUAGUCAGCACGCACAUGUCAUUGAAGAUCUGCACUGCAACCUGUGUGACGUGGAUGUGAGCGCUCGCUCCAAACACUGCAGCGCCUGCAACAAGUGUGUGUGCGGCUUCGACCACCACUGCAAAUGGCUCAACAACUGCGUGGGGGAAAGAAAUUACCGGCUCUUUCUACACAGUGUAGCGUCAGCCUUGCUGGGUGUCCUGCUCCUUGUGCUGGUGGCCACGUAUGUCUUUGUUGAGUUCUUUGUCAACCCCAUGCGGCUGCGCACCAACCACCACUUUGAAGUCCUGAAGAAUCACACAGAUGUGUGGUUCGUGUUCUUGCCCGCGGCCCCCGUGGAGACCCGGGCUCCGGCCAUCCUGGCGCUGGCUGCGCUGCUCAUCCUUCUAGGCCUGCUCUCCACAGCCCUGCUGGGCCACCUGCUCUGCUUCCACGUCUAUCUCAUGUGGCACAGGCUUACCACCUAUGAGUACAUCGUGCAGCACCGCCCACCACAGGAGGCAGAGGGGGCCCACAGGAAGCUGGAGUCAUGUCCCCCCAAGAUGCAGCCCAUUCAGGACCUGGAGUUCUACCUGCGGACUUUCAGCCACGUGCGCCGGGAUGCCCCUGGCCAGGCCCGGCCUACAGCGGUGAAUGUCGGAGGCUCUCCCUCCCCGGAUCCGACCCCAGGUAGGAGGGACAGUAAGCCCCCUAUCCAGGUGGAGGGGAAAAAGAGGAAGCGGCGCGUGUAUAAAGUGCCGGCCUCCGGGACCCUGGAGUUGUCGCCGCCGCGGCUGCCCGGACCGAAAGGUGGGGCCCGAGCGAGUCGGAGCCCCAAGCUCAGGUUCCCUCCACCUCCGCAGGGUCGCGGGCUUCGGGCCGCCCCUCAAGUUCUUCGUCUGAUUCCGCGGGCGCCGCCAGUCCGGUGCCAGUCACUGGCUCUGCGCGCACCUACCGCUCCACUUCGGCCGAGUCCAUGGACGAAAUUCCAGUGGCGCAGACGCGCCUGGGCAGCGCCGCGUUGGCUGCGCCCGGGGCCAGGCUCCAAGAGCGCGGGCUGGCGCCGCAGGCGCGAGCGCCAGCGCGAAGGCCACGGGCCCUCUGGGAAGCAGACCGUCCCCGGUGGACCCCUGUACGGUGUGGGGCACACGAGGAACGGAGACGCUCAGGUGGCGGACUCCGGACUGGGAAAGGUCGUGGAAGGCUACCGCGAAGAGGCCAUUUUUGCGCCCCUGGAGAUGGGAGCUCGUUUUGAACUUUGGGCUGAACCCAGGUCAGGGGGCCACCGCAAGAUGAAGAGCACCCGAACUGCCCCGGAGCCGCAGGAUGAGGCCUCGGGAUUCGCUCCGCCCCCGCGGAACCUGGAACGGCGAGAGGGCGGGGAUUGGAGUAGCCACGAGGUAGAAGCCGACUCCAGCUGUCUCGGCGGGAGCGAGCAGGUGGCCGCAGUCCACGGGCGUGGCCGCUCCAUCCAUGGCCUGCAGACCCCUGGAACGACGGCCUGCGACCUGGCUCCACCUGAGCAGCCCCAAGAGUACCACACGGCUCCAUCUUCCCACAGACAGGAGUGA